Molecule: messenger RNA, 482 nt
Organism: Ceratosolen solmsi marchali
Lineage: Eukaryota; Metazoa; Arthropoda; Insecta; Hymenoptera; Agaonidae
Gene: mRpS24
Product: mitochondrial ribosomal protein S24
Exons: 2
Coding region: 52-462 (136 amino acids)
Biological process (GO): translation
Cellular component (GO): mitochondrion
Source: RefSeq, a predicted model, not a curated record
UAUACUAUUUCAAAAUUUACAAAAAAAAGAUUUUUUCAAACAUGUUUAUCAAUGAAUAAAAGUCAAUCAGGACGAUAUAAGAUAACUAAUAAAAGAAGUAGACCACUUACAUACGAAAUGGCUAAACCACCAUAUGAAAUAGCUCACAAAAAAUCUUGGAAUUCAUGGAAUACAUCUAAUAUAAUUAAUGGUAAUAGACCAAUGGAAUGCGCAGUAGAAGAUUUAUUUAUCAGAAAAUUUUUAACAGGGACAUGGUGCACUUUGUUUCUUAGUGAGAUUAUUAUUAAGCGUAAUCAUAAUAUGAUCAGAAUAGCUGGUAUUGUCAAAAAAUCAUAUGAUCCAAUUAAAUAUUAUUUCUUAAUUGGUUAUACAGAAGAACUUCUUAGUUAUUAUUUGCACUGUCCUGUUAAACUUGAGUUACAGUCAGCGAUGAAUGAAGAUAUUAUUUUUAAAUAUAUAUAAUAAAAUUUAUUUUUAUUGUA